AUGGCUACGUUUUUUGCCGCGUCCGCUCGACGCAAGGUGUCCGACAGUUGUCACGACAACGCCUCGUCGCUAACUGGCCAGUGUUGCCAGGUCGCCCCGGCCCGGGAGACGGUUAUGACGCGCCUGGGCGUGCCCCGGGUCGCGCCCUCUCCGUUCCCCGGGCCAUUUGCCCGCCGGAAUGCGGUGUCAUCAGUGGCGAACGGAGCGUAUAAUGGAAAACGCCCCUCCGGCGACAACCCUCCGCACCGUCGCCCCCGACCCUCGCGC
Iphiclides podalirius (scarce swallowtail) is the source of this 267-nucleotide messenger RNA. The record is from the annotation of a GenBank genome assembly. NCBI's taxonomy places the organism in Eukaryota, Metazoa, Arthropoda, Insecta, Lepidoptera, Papilionidae.